AUGCCCAGACCACGACGUCCUCAACCUCGCAAAUCGAAGUCGCGGCGCACCGUCGACACCUCGGACGACAACGACUGGUAUACAAUCAGGAACAUCCUCGACGAGCGACUUGUAAAGGGCCGUGUAGAGUAUUUGGUCGACUGGGACGACAAUCAGAAGACAGGAGAAGCAUACUCCCCUACCUGGAGCCGAGAAGUUACAGACGCAGCCCGAAACGAGUGGGAGCAGAGAAAGCGGUCACGCGUCACUGAAGCGACUGAGGUUCGGACCCAAGAUAGCCAGGACAGCCAGCCGCCUCGACCGUCCAACUGGCGACAUCUCCAGAGACCCCAGACAGCUGGCCCGUCUGGCGCAUCUCGUCGACGACGGUCUCCUUCCGACGGCGUCGACACACAUCGCCCUGCCAAGGUUGCCAAAGUCGCACAUAGUGCCACGCCAUCAGAGGAACCCGUGCCAUCUAUUGUAUCUAUAUCAUCUCCUGAUAGCCUUGACGACCCUGACGGCCUCGACCGUCUUACGCAACAAAGCUUGAACGCUCCGCGCUCUCAACAGCUUGUUGUUGAGCUCGAGAUCAAGUCGGACUUUGACACGUCAGAAUACGCUAGCCAACACAAUACCCAGAGCAGCAGCCAGUCGUCGCAGCCAAUUGCUGAGUUGGAAGAACAAGACGAGCGGAGUCUCUUUGCCUCUCAGCUUUCCCGACAAACUAUUCCUGAUUCGCAAGAGCCUUCUAGACAGACCUGGACGCAGGAUAAGCAAGUGACUAGCCUUGCACCAUCCUUACAAGCUUCACAGGGUGGAAUAUCUGAGCACGAGCCUCAAAUUUAUAGUUGGGCUCAGGCUUCUUCUCAGCGCGCUGGCCACAACGAGGAACCGCCUACUUCGUCUCACUGGGAUAGUUCCAAUUACAGGGACGAGGAAAAGAGGGACCGGGAUCAAUCCAACUCCAACAUCCCGUCUCAUCAGCCUGCCCAGGAGGAAGCGCAGUCCCUUGUUGCAAGCCAAGACUUCGACCCAAGGGCACCUGCAACAAAACCGCAAUCUGUUCAGUCUCCCCAGGGAAACAAGAAUCUUGCUGCUAUACCCACUAUCAGUCCCGUGUUUCUUUCCCAAGUGGUGGCAGCUGAACUUAAUCUUCCCUCGAGUUCGAUCUCUAGCCAAGAAUCUCCCCAUAAAAGUGUGGUUGUCGAGACUCCGUCAGACACCAAACAAAACUCGGCCAGCACCCACCCACUGACUACUGAUCUUGCUGCAGAAUUUCGGGACCAAUCUCAGGGCGAGUCCCAGGACGCCCAGGUGCUCCAAAUCGACCCGUUCGUCUCGCACGUAAGGGCCUUCUCUGUCAGCCACGACACAGCCCACGCAUCACCCACAUUAUCUCCUCCGAAAAUUGAUUCACAAUCUUCGCCCGAGCCUCCUUUCGCCAUCGCAAUGGAAAAUCAUAGCUCCGCGAACCCGACGCCACAACCAUCAGCUGUUGAUGAGCUGAGCCAAAUCCUCAACUUGGAUAAGGUCAUGGCUGAAGGCCCAUCACAUCCUCUAGAAGAACAUUCUGCUGAACACUCUACGCCUGCCGAGAUCCCAGCUACCAAUCCAAGUAUCCAGGACCACGACCAGCAGCCUUCGUCUGCUGAACAUGAAUCUGCAGGCCCUCAAAGUGAGCAACUAGCAUUAGACACCCCCUUGGUUUCCCGGAUUUCUGCCGUGGUCUCAAUGAAGAGUAUCGUUGACGCAAUCUUUGCACAUCCAGAUUUACCUGCCUCUAGCACAAUGAUGCUGGACGCGCUACAUAAUCCUCAGCCUGAGUUGUCCACAGUCUCACCAGCAGACAUCUCAAAACAGCCCGAUCUCGCUGCUCCUCUACCUCUAAUGCCGUCACUACUUACUCACGACAACCUUUCCUCAAACGCCACGAGAAGCUCUGGCGUGUCUGUCCCAAUGGGACAGCCUCAACAAGACCAGGAGUCAAGCGAUGAUUCUGGUGAUGAAUCUCAGGAACCCAUCACACUCAGGCAUAUAAUCACACUGCCUUUCCAGGCCAGUCUGAGGCCACUGUAUGAUGACACCUUGCUCGAAUCAAAGCGGGAGGUAACACAGUUUGGCGCCAUAUUCAAUAGCGAGGACUAUGUGGAGCCAGACGAAACUCUCGUCCAGAAAAUUGACCAAGUAUUUAGUCGGCUGCACAAUAUCUGCGACUAUCCCCCGGAUGCAGUGGGUAGCACCCUUGAAGAUUUACCCUCUGACCAGCUCAUUAAAUAUUGCUACGAUGCGAACCCCAAGUUCAAUUUUAUAUAUGAACUCCUGCAAGGGCUUACCCAGGAUACUGAAGUUCUAAUUGUAGCCAGGUCUACUGAUCUACUCAGGCUCCUCUACCGCCUAACUGAGACACUACAGAUAAACUGCGUCUGUGAAGAGAUUGGUAAAUCUAGAAGUGAGUUUACAUCUAUAGCCAGGGUUACUCUUAUUCUUCCAGGAAAGAAUGUUGAGGAAGAUGACUUUGACAUUGUGAUUGGAUAUGAUCACUCCUUCGGUGGCUCGGAAAUUCAGAAGAAGCUGGAGCCAGAGAUACCAGAAGCGCGGUCACCAAUGGUGUUGAUAUUGGUCACCACACACUCUAUUGAGCACAUCGACCUCUACAUCUCCGAUGAUUUGACACCCUUGGAAAGGAAGAAUGCCCUCAUGUCUGGGAUAGUGCGGUCCAGACACCUUGUGAGCGACCCCGACCGUGGAUACUCAGAGCCGCACGAGAUUGCCAGCUUAUUCCUCGACUAUUUGAACGGACAGACCGAAGAAAUAACCUGGAAGCCUAUACCUGUCCCCGAAGACGUGAUGGAUAUCUAUCUCAACUCCCAGUCACGUUCGCAGAUGCCGGUCGAGGGAACACCGGAGCUUGAGAAUGCUCGGAAGCGCAAACUUGAUGACUCUGAUGAUGAAGAUGUGAAGCGAAUGCGUAUUUUGCCACACAGGCAGUCGACAGUGCAGACAAACGAGGCCCCAGUACCCGAUGAUGUAAAGGCACUACUAGACUCUGCAAACAUCGAAAACACGCUCCUCAAGGCUUCUCAUGUUCAUAUCAGCGUGCCAAUAUCUGUCUUACAAGUCUUGGCUGAGAAGAACAAUGAGCUCAAGCGUCAACUAGAGGCAGCAGACAGAGACGCAGAGUACAAAAGUCUCAUCUCCGGACUCGAGGCCCGCAUCAAGGAAUAUCAGAGGACAAACGCAAGGGUGUACUCGUCACAACGAGAGGCCCUAGAAGACCGCAUCAGAUUUGAGCGAGAAACCCGCAAGGCCGAGUCCAACCUUGUCCAAGCCAACGAAACGGCUCAGCGAGACGCGGAAAGGGCCCAAAAGAAGAUUGCUGACCUCGAAGCAACCGUUGCCCGCCUAACUGCUGACCCUUCCCACCCAGACGAACCGUCUCCCCUAUCCAAAACUCAAACGCUCCUUCAAGAAUCCCUCGGGAAAAUCGCCAUGCUGGAAAAACGUCUCGAAAACGCCCACAAGGACGCCGACUACGCCCGUAGUCUCUACCAAGACGCAACCGCCACAUCUAGUGCCCUGCGUGGCGAAAACGCUGACCUCAGUGAACAAGUCGCCGAACUGUCCAAAAAGACGCCAGAAACACUAGGCAAGGUUCACGAGAUUCAGGCAGAUGCCACAAUUAAGACAUAUCUCCAUCAGAUUCAGGGUCUGAGGACGCAGCUUCGCGAGCGGGAGCUUGAACUGGACUACACCAAGGAAGAAUUGCGGACAUUGAGAAAUGGACGCAGGGAGACUCGACAGGUCAGCGUGCCACGGAGCCCAAGAAUGGGCGUGAUGAGUCCCAGAACGGGGAGGGCGACAUACGGCAGCGCGGGCGGUUCGACUAGCAGGGGCACGAGCCCGGCUCCUACAAAUGUCGAGGGCGCGGGUGUGCUAGCAGGUAUGCAGUUUUUGGGGCAGCCUGCGAAUGGGAGGUGGCAGCAUCUUAGGGACUGA
Molecule: messenger RNA, 3978 nt
Organism: Metarhizium brunneum ARSEF 3297
Lineage: Eukaryota; Fungi; Ascomycota; Sordariomycetes; Hypocreales; Clavicipitaceae
Source: RefSeq, a predicted model, not a curated record